GUUGUGGGGCAGGGUGGGGGCCCGGGGGGUAUUUCCAGCAGCGACACUCGGGGCGUUCAUUGUUCAUCGGGGUGCCGACAGCGGAGCCAUGGCCGAGGAGCAGCGGGACCUCAUCUCCGACCGCGGCAGCGGCGUGGUCAAUGUCCAGGACGCCCGCAGGUCCGCGUUGGGCCGCAAAGCCGUCUUCUCCACGCUCUCCAUCCUGGUGGCCCUGCUGAUCGCCGGCCAGGCUGUCACCAUCUACUUCGUCUACCAGCAGAGCGGGCAGAUCAGCAAGCUGACCAAGACCUCCCAGACCCUGCAGCUGGAGGCGCUGCAGAGGAGGCUGCCCGCCAGUGCCAAGCCGGUGAACAAGAUGAAGAUGGCCAUGGUGAACAGCCCCGUGGCCGUGAGGGUCCUGCCUCUUGCCCCCUCUGUAGGCGACAUGGACAUGGCCCCCGCUAGCAACAAGACUGAGGACCAAGUGAAGCACGUCCUGCUGAAAGCAGACCCCAGGAAGGUGUUCCCGGAGCUGAAGGACAACCUGAUGGACAACCUGAGGAGGCUGAAGAGCACCAUGACUGAUGCGGACUGGAAGUCCUUUGAGUCCUGGAUGCACAAGUGGCUGCUGUUCGAAAUGGCCAAGAACCCCAAGGUGGAGGAGCAUAAGGCGAUCCCGGCGGAGAAAGUGCAAACUAAGUGCCAGGCGGAGGCCAACUUUGGGGGUGUCCGGCCGGGUCAUUUCCACCCCCAGUGCGAUGAGAACGGCGACUACCUGCCCAAGCAGUGCAAUGCCUCCACCGGCUACUGCUGGUGCUCCUACAAAAAUGGCACCAAGAUUGAGGGCACUGCCACUCGGGAAAAGCUGGACUGCCCUGAUGUUGCUGCUGCCACUGCAGAGCCGGAGGAGAUGUUCUCCGGGGUGGACACGCUCAAGCUGGGGGCGGAGAAAGGCGAGUAGAAGAGGACGCCAGCGGAUGCCUGUCCCUUCCUCAGCAUCCCAGCUCCCGUGUUUGGUUUUUUGUUUUUUCUCUAUAUCAUUUCUGCUCUCACAUUGCUUUCCUGAGACAAUUAACAGCGGGCACCCCUGUGCGCUCCUCCCCCUCGAGGCAUCGGUUGAGACCCUUCCCCUGCUGCAGGGCACCGGACAGGGCUGAGCUGCCACCAGGAUCAGUGCUAGAGACGAGGUGUUCCCUCAGAGGGUGGGUAAAGAAGGUUGGAAAAUUAUUUUGGCAAGCCCUGUUCCCUUUGGCUCACCGGCAUCUCGCAGCACCCGGGCAGCAGCAGGCGCAUUGCUCACCCCUGCUGAAGAACGAGCCACUAAUGCUUUUUUUUUUUAAACUGAACAAACAUUAAAAGCAGCAAAACAACCUCCAGCAGCUUCUUUAACUGACCCCUGUAGGUGGAAGCCCUGUGAGAUUACUGGAGUAGAGGCUUUUUCUUGUGGAGCGCUCGGUUUUGUAGAGAUAGAUGCUCACCUUCAGCUUUUGCCUUCAGGCUGGAGAACAGCCGCAGCCGGGGGUAGCAGUGGGCAGAGGGGCUUUUAAUUUUUCUGAAUAGACCUGAUAAUUCCUUUAUAAAUGACCUCACAAGCUAAUUAUUUCAAAUAAACUUUUGAAUAAGAAAGCCUCAUAAGCAA
Molecule: messenger RNA, 1618 nt
Organism: Chroicocephalus ridibundus (black-headed gull)
Lineage: Eukaryota; Metazoa; Chordata; Aves; Charadriiformes; Laridae
Gene: CD74
Product: CD74 molecule
Exons: 9
Coding region: 89-940 (283 amino acids)
Biological process (GO): positive regulation of macrophage cytokine production; positive regulation of peptidyl-tyrosine phosphorylation; protein trimerization
Cellular component (GO): cytoplasm; cell surface; membrane
Molecular function (GO): cytokine receptor activity; macrophage migration inhibitory factor binding; MHC class II protein binding
Source: RefSeq, a predicted model, not a curated record